AUGUCAUCACUAUCCAUUUUUUUGGCAAAACAUUUUCUCAUCCAGAUCUAUUAUGUGUUUUUAUUAAUCUUUUACCAUUUUCCUUCUUUUAAUAUCUCCUUUAUUAAUUUUUUUCUCCUUGUUCUUUUUCUCUUCUUUUUCUUUCCCCUUCUCCUUCCGUCUUCUCCUCAUCAAUUUUUUUCUUUUAUUUUUUUCAUUUCUUUCUCUAUUUUCGUUUUUUCUUUGUAUCUCUUUCCCUUUCCUUUCUUUUUCUUCCUCCUUCGUUUUUUUCUUCCCCUUUUUUCUCUCCUGCUGUUUUUUUCCUCUUUUCAUCCUUUUCUUCCUCCUUGUGUUUCUUAUUCUUUCAUCUUAUUCUUUCCCCUUCCAUUUCUUCUUCCAUAUUUAUCUUUCUUUUUUCUUUCUUUUUUCAUCUUCCUUUUGUUCCUUCUUGUCCUUCUAACUUCUUCCACCUUCCAUUGCUUUUCCUUCUCACUUCUUCUUCUCUUCUCCUUCUAUAUUUUCCUCUCCCUUCCUUUGCUUCUUUUUCUUCCAUGUUAUUCUUCCACUUUUGAUAUCUUCUGUUUUUCUUCCUUCUUCCAUUUCUUCUAUUAUUCUUUCAACUUACAUUUUUAUUUCUUUCUCCAUAUCUUCUUCUCCUCCUAUUUUUCUUCCCUCUUUCAUUUCUUCUUCACCUUCCCUUUUUAUUUCUUUCUCCAUUUCUUGCUCUACUCCUAUUUUUCUUCCUUCUUUCAUUUCUUCUAUUUUUCUUCCCUCUUUCAUUUCUUCUUCUCAUCCUGUUUUUCUUCCCUCUUUCAUUUCUUUUUCACCUUCCAUUUUUAUUCCUUUUCCUAUUUUUUCUUCUCCUCCUAUUUUUCUUCCCUCUUUCAUUUCUUCUUCACCUUCCCAUUUCAUUCCUUUCUCCAUUUCUUCUUCUCAUCCUGUUUUUCUUCCCUCUUUCACUUCUUUUUCACCUUCCAUUUUUAUUCCUUCUCCUAUUUUUCUUCCCUCUUUCAUUUCUUCUUCACUUUCCCAUUUCAUUCCUUUCUCCAUUUCUUCUUCUCAUCCUGUUUUUCUUCCCUCUUUCAUUUCUUUUUCACCUUCCAUUUUUAUUCCUUUUCCUAUUUUUUCUUCUCCUCCUAUUUUUCUUCCCUCUUUCAUUUCUUCUUCACUUUCCCUUUUUAUUCCUUUCUCCAUUUCUUCUUCUCAUCCUAUUAUUCUUCCCCCUUUCAUUUCUUCUUCUUCUAUUUUUCUUCCCUCUUUCAUUUCUUUUUCACCUUCCAUUUUUAUUCCUUUCGCUAUUUCUUCUUCUCCUCCUAUUUUUCUUCCUUCUUUCAUUUCUUCUUCUCCCUUUUGAUUCUUCUUCACCUAUGUUUCUUGCUCUUCUUUCUUCUCCCUUCCAUUUAUUCUUCAUCUUCCAUUUGUUCUACUUCCCCUAUUUUUCUAUUCACUCUUCCCUUCUAUCUCUUCUUCAAUUUCUUCAUUUUUUUUAAAACUUUUUCUUUCCAUUAA
Molecule: messenger RNA, 1488 nt
Organism: Acanthosepion pharaonis
Lineage: Eukaryota; Metazoa; Mollusca; Cephalopoda; Sepiida; Sepiidae
Source: the annotation of a GenBank genome assembly